AGCUCUCCCUCUCCCUCUCCGGGCCUGUCACCUCACCUCACCACUGAAGAAACCACCAGCAGCAGCAGCUCACACAAAGCUCAGCAGCUCCAUCUCCCCUCGGCCUGCCUGUCCCUCCCUAUCUGCGACUGCAAUCAUGGGCAAGAAGGGCGGCGGCGGCCACGCCGGGGACAAGGACGGCGUUGCCAAGCCCACGGCCUUCGUGCUCACCGUGUCCAUGCACUGCCGCUGCAAAGGCUGCGACGACAAGAUCCGCGCCGGCGUCAAGGACCUCACCCUCCACCACGGCAUCGAGGCGCUGGACCAGUCGGCGCUGUGGACCAAGGGCGAGCUGCGGGUGGUGUCCGCCGCGGACCCCGAGAAGCUCCGCCGCCGCCUGCACAAGGCCACCGGCAAGAACGUCGACCUCGCCAUCCCCAAGCCGCAGCAGGCCGUCGACAAGAAGCAGGCCGCUGCCGACAAGGAUACCGCUGCCGCAAUGGAGGAGCUGCUCCGCCGCAGCCUGCAGCAGCAGCAGCAGGUGCUGCCCGGCGCCGCCGCCUGGGGCGCGCUCCAGCAGCCAGGGGGCUACGGCUACGGUGCCGCGGCGGCUCAGGCGUACCCGUGGGCCCUGCAGGUGCCACAGCCGGAGGCCUACCCGUCCUACCACCACUACCCGGCGGCGGCGGCCACCGGCGGCGCCUGGGGCGCGUACGCGUACCCCUCGGCGGCACAUGGAGCCUACGGCGGCGGAUGGCUCGGCCAUGGCGCCUACUGAUCGAGGCAGAGCAGCUGAGCCCCCGCAGAGAGAGUACUGAGAUGAACCGGCUAUCUUGCUAGCUAGCACUGCACUACUCGUGUGUUAGUAAUGUACUACACUACUACUCCUAGUUACUACUUCCUUUCAAAAUUCCAAAACUUUACAAAAUUUCCUAUCACAUCGAAUAUUUCAACAAAUAUAUGAAGUAUUAAAUGUAGCUAAACAAAAUAACUAAUUAUACAAUUUAUCUAUAAUUUGCGAGACGAAUCUUUUAAGCCUAGUUAAUUUAUGACAGAAUAAUAAUUACUAAAUUCAACAUCCAAAACUUUACACAUCUAAACAAGGCCUUAGUAAGCUUAGAUUAGAUCCAUGGACGUACCUACCAGUUGUGAUGGAGUUUGUCUGCGGUAGCUGCUUGUGGUUGUUUUCUGUUGGGUGAUAAGUACUGUACGCUGGGCUCUCAUGUCAUUGCUGCUCUGUAUGUAAUAUUUUGCACUUGAUGAGUGGUGAAGUAAAAAAAGGUAGGAAUUUGUUUGAACA
Molecule: messenger RNA, 1279 nt
Organism: Panicum virgatum (switchgrass)
Lineage: Eukaryota; Viridiplantae; Streptophyta; Magnoliopsida; Poales; Poaceae
Exons: 2
Coding region: 137-757 (206 amino acids)
Molecular function (GO): metal ion binding
Source: RefSeq, a predicted model, not a curated record